AUGAACUUAAAACUAAAAAACGAAGUCAGAGGCUCUGUCAGUUUGUUGCAUACGGCACCUGUAUCUUCUGUAAAGGAAGAAAGGCGGCGUAACGGUCGGUACAUAGCGAUUUUAGUUGGCAUUUCAUUGCUAAUUUUAGCUUUUUACCAUGCGUGGGUUCGACGCAUUCCCGUGGUUGCAAGCCUCGUUGUGCCGGCUCUCAUCAUGUUCGUAUACGUGGGGUGGGUGCUUUACACAGCAUCAAGGGACAAACAUAGGUUGAUUCUUCUCCAAGAUGCAGAGGCAGCAUUGGCAGCAGCUAAUGAGAUGGCUGAUAAUGAUGGACGAGUUUCCCAAUUAUCAAACAGUAAUUUAGAGGCAUCAAUUAUAUCAAGCAAGGACAGCUCGAAGCCUAAUUCUCCAGUAGGUUCAAUAAGAAAACAAUGUUCAAGGACGUCAUCGAUUUAUGUAAAAGAAGAAAACAAAACGAGGACUCAAGAAAAAAGCAUCAGUUUCAUAAAGCCCAUUAUUCUAAUUAACGAUAAACCACCGGAAGACCUUGACCAAAAAUGGAGUAAUAUUGUAGAAAAUUUGACAAAUAAUGAGAAACUUAAAAGGUUUUCAACAAGAAGAAGAUAUAAAAGAAAAUUUUGCAGAAGAAGACGAAAUGCUGCCUUUAAAAGAUCAUAUUCCAUUGGUUAA
This is a messenger RNA of Parnassius mnemosyne (clouded apollo), 681 nucleotides long. The record is from the annotation of a GenBank genome assembly. NCBI's taxonomy places the organism in Eukaryota, Metazoa, Arthropoda, Insecta, Lepidoptera, Papilionidae.